Meloidogyne enterolobii is the source of this 1101-nucleotide messenger RNA. The record is from the annotation of a GenBank genome assembly. NCBI's taxonomy places the organism in Eukaryota, Metazoa, Nematoda, Chromadorea, Rhabditida, Meloidogynidae.
GAAUAAUUUUUUAGUAAGUUGAACCGGAAUAAGGAGCCCCAAUGGAUCAAAUAUUUUUGCAACCGUUUGUAAGACUAUUCUUUUUGUCCAGAUUUUGUUUUCUAUUUUUGAAAUUUUAAAACUUAAUUUAUCAGAAUCUACGUCCCAUCUAAUACCUAGAACUUUCAUUUUAGAAAUUUCAUUUUUAUCCCCAAAUUUUUCAUUCACUUUACUGCAAUUAGAGGCGAAUUCGUGCAAUUCCAUUUUGGCUUUUCCGAAAAAUAUAAUACUUUGGUUACAUUUAGCAAUUGCAUCCGAUUCGUCUUUAGCGGUAAUAAAAACGUUGUCCGCGUACGUUUCGAUUUCUAGGUUAUUAUUUUCAUUUUCUAAGUGAUAUUGAAUGACUGCUGCCAUUAAAAAGGGUGCGGAAAUCACUCCAAAUGGAAGUCUCUUAUGACGUAGUUUUAUGAUAUUUUCCAAACUUGGCGGUUCAUUUAGAUUUUUAAGCCAAAGUAAUCGUAAGACAUCGCGGUCCUUUUUAUGGAUUUCAAUUUGAUGGAAGGCCGCUUUAACAUCCGCAAUAAUGGCUAUAUCAUAAGUCCGAAAUUUUAUUAAAGUUGCACAAAGAUCGGGUAAGAGAACCGGGCCCCGAUACAGUUGUUGGUUUAAGCUUUCAUUAUUUUUUGUUUUGCAACUUGCAUCAAUUACCACCCUAAUUUUAUCUUUUUCUGGUCUAUAAAUGGCAUGAUGUGGAAUAUAAUGUAUUUUUUCAGAAUUAUCAUUUUCAACAAUUUCGAGCACUCCCUCAUUUAUUUGCUCUUUGAAUAUUUCAUCAUAUUUUUUAAGUGUUUUUUCUCUCAAUUCUUUAUCUGGGAUUUUUAUAAUUUUUUGCCAAAUGCCUUUUAAACGUUGGAAUGAAAUCCAAAAAUUAUCGGGAAGUGUAUACUCUUUAUUUUUCCAGGGUAGAGAAACUUUGUAACGGCCCAUCUUGUCACGCCUUAUAUUUUUCAGAAAAAGUUCGUAGGCGAUUUUAUCGUCAUUUUGGUAUGGGCAUUCACUAAUUCCUAUCCCCUCAAGAUUCCAAAAAUUUUCAAUAGUUUCAUCCGAAAAUAAUGUAUUCAU